AGAGGCUCCGAACACCCCAGAUCAUUCAGCAUCCAACCUACAUAAGGAAUUAUGUUCAGCUGAAUUGCCUUGUAAGAGAUACAAAAGUGAGUAGCUACGACUGGCAAAAGGAUAACCGAGUUCUUAACAAUAGCCGUACCACGUUCGAAUUUGAUAACAGCACUCUGCUCAUUCGAGACAUGGAUGUCUCAGACUGUGGUGUGUAUACCUGCAUUGUGAAAAACGAGGUCAGCAGUAGCAGCAACUCACACUUCCUCAGAUCUGAUGAGAUUCUCUUCAUUGUUAUCUCUAUCUUUUUGUUAUCUACCAUGGCAUUCGUUAGCAGUUUGACCUCCUUAUGUGCGGAAGCUGUCAUAUACAAAGCCUUAAACAGACCCCAAGGUCCAGACCAGAAGAGAGAACUUACAAUCAUUUUUCUGAUCUUUGAACUUGUAUCCUUCACUUGCCUGUUGACUGCAAGUCUUCUGGCUGUAUUUGAGUCGGGCUUCUCCAUAUUGUACAGAUGUAUCGCGGGGUUCGGGUGUUUGAUGUGUGUAGCAGCGAUCAUCUAUGUUUCCAUCCUCUUUCUUGGUCUGAACACAAACCGCACUCCGUUGUUCUUAACCAUUAAUGUUCACUUUUUGAUCCUGUUUGUUUGUGAAAUUCUUUCGGUGGUAAUUUCAAUUGCCUUACUUUAUCGAUCAAAACAAAUUGCUACAAAGUGUGAAUAUCAGCACAAACGUUUAAUUAUAAGGAGCUUACUAGUUGUGCUGAUCUACGUAUUUCCUGUGUUUGUAUUUAUUCUCUUCUACAUCAUGCACUUUCUAGAAGUGGAAAUGUAUCGGCAAAUGAAAGCAUUCAAACGAAUAAAUCGACAUCGUAUCAGGUCAAAGUAGCAUUGUAGAUCCUACAAGGUAUAGUUGACGAGAAAAGAAUAAAAC
Chiloscyllium plagiosum (whitespotted bambooshark) is the source of this 920-nucleotide messenger RNA. The record is from RefSeq and is a predicted model, not a curated record. Lineage: Eukaryota; Metazoa; Chordata; Chondrichthyes; Orectolobiformes; Hemiscylliidae.